Molecule: messenger RNA, 873 nt
Organism: Ogataea philodendri
Lineage: Eukaryota; Fungi; Ascomycota; Pichiomycetes; Pichiales; Pichiaceae
Exons: 1
Coding region: 1-873 (290 amino acids)
Source: RefSeq, a predicted model, not a curated record
AUGCCUCUGCAGAACUGGCGAACCGACGCACAGAAAAACCGCCGAAUACGGUCUGUUGCUCUCCGAAAAUCCCGCACAGACUCCCUCGUUCUGUCUGGUGCAGGAAUGGCAACAGAAUCCGAUUCUGACGACUCCUCCGUAGAUACAGACAUUGACAGCUCAGGCCGGCCUGCAAUCCCCAGACGAGUACUUUCUGCGUCGUCAGAGAUGCUGAGCAGAAACAACUCGUUCAACUCGACAUCCAAAAGACCCAGCAUGCAGGAACUGUUCAGUCUGGACGCGCAGUCUGUCCCUCCCUCACCCAAUGCCACCCCAGCCCCAGACACAAACAGUCUCAAGGUUCCUCCAGAAGACCAUCUGGACCUGUCUGCAACCGACGACCGCCACGUGGUGUUCAAGAAGUUCAUUUCCAAGCGCAAACUGAUCCCCAAAGCCAAGUCGUUCCGCAGAGUUGUGACAGAUCUGGAAAAUGAGGUGUCUCCGCUGGACACUGAAAUUCAGCACGAGCUGAUAAUAACCUCUGCACUAAAGGACGAGUCGCGCAUAUUGUCGUCCAAAAUUGCCACUGCCACCCUUACACAGCCUUCGAGCCUCAACAUGGACAACCUCAAGAAGUUCGAGCUCAUCAACAAGGCGAACGAGGCGUGGAAUAAAAAACCUUUGCAUCGCACCCGCUCCAGAUCCAGCUCCGUGACCUCCACCGCGUCAGACACGGCUUCUCGCCUGAAAAGACGCCAGGACGACACCCCGCCGCCCAGCUCCAAGCGGCGUAUCCUGCCCAUGUCGCCGUUCCUGCCCCCCUCCAGACGCAACUCCAAACUCAUCCAUACAACCUCUGUCGAUUUGGAGUCCAUGAAACUAGACGAGGUGUGA